Coregonus sp. 'balchen' is the source of this 2536-nucleotide messenger RNA. Lineage: Eukaryota; Metazoa; Chordata; Actinopteri; Salmoniformes; Salmonidae. The record is from the annotation of a GenBank genome assembly.
AUGGCUUCCAGAUCGUCUCUCCUAGAGGAGGAUCUCUCCUGUCCUGUGUGCUAUGGCAUCUUCAAGGAUCCUGUGCGCCUGUCGUGUAGCCACAGCUUCUGUAAAGCCUGUCUGCAGGAAUACUGGAAAGGAAAGGAAACUCGGGAAUGUCCAGUUUGUAGCAGAUCAUCAAAACACGAGCCUCCAUGUAACCUGGUUUUAAAGAACCUGUGUGAGGCCUUACAGGAGAGGAGUCAAAGAGCUUCAGCAGGGUCUGAGGUGCUCUGUAGUCUGCACAGCGAGAAACUCAAGCUCUUCUGUCUGGAGGAUAAACAGCCUGUCUGUUUUGUGUGUCAGACUUCCAGAAAACACAAAAACUACACCUUCUGUCCCAUAGAUGAAGCUGCACAGGAUUAUACAGUGAGAAAGUAACUGUGAGGACAUACCUAAUCAUUCAGAAUGAGGGUAUAGUGUAUAUAAUACAGAUAUAUAAGGAACUAAUAUAUGGACCUAUAUGAGGAUAUAUAAGGAACUAAUAGAUGGACCUAUAAGGACCUAUAUGAGGAUAUAUAAGGAACUAAUAUAUGGACCUAUAUGAGGAUAUAUAAGGACCUAUAGAAUCUGGUAUACUUAUCUACAAACUGGGUGUGUUAGAAAUGAAACUCACGUGAUCUGGCACCUAUAGUCAGUGGUGGUUCAGCCUGCUUUGCAAGUUUCUUAUUGUGUGGAUUUAAGUAAAAACAUAAAAGAGCUAAAUCAGUGUCAGAAUAGUAAACAAAUGCCACUUGAAUCGAUGAAAUAAAUCACCUGAUCCGAAGUUGUAAAAUGUAACCCUGCUACUCCACACCAUCCAGAUACAGACCAGGGGUGCACUACACCUGUCUUGGAAGGCUAUUGACUACCUAGGUAGCCUAUUGAUUACAUUAAUUAAUCAGUGUCAUGCAGAAACAAAAUCGGAACGACUAACAUCCUUGUGGAUUAAAGAGUGUUAUGCACCCCUGACAUUGACACUGUGUUAUUUCGUUGCAGGAGGAACUCAAGAUUGCACUGAAACCCUUACAAUAGAAGCUAAAGAUCUUUAACGUAGUUAAAGUAACGUGAUCGAACAGCUGACCACAUUAAGGUAAGAAUACUGAGUGCUGCUAGUAUGCAAUAUUUUGUAUAUAUUUAAUUCACCAACAGUUACCCACAUAUUCCUCUCACUGUAUCCAGAGCCAGGUUAAGAAGGAGUUUGAGAAGCUUCACCAGUUUCUACGAGAGGAAGAGGCAGCCAGGAUAGCUGCUCUGAAGGAGGAAGAGGAGCAGAAGAGUCAGAUGAUGAAGAAGAAGAAGAUUGAGGAGAUGAGCAGAGAGAUAUCAUGCCUUUCAGACACAAUCAGAGAGGAGGAGCUGGGAGCUGAAGAUAUCUCAUUUCUACAGGUAAGAACCAACAUAUUUGUCCUUUGUAGACAUUAUUUUAUGAUAAAUUGAUGGAUAACAUUGACAACCUUCUAUCCUUCUGCAGAACUACACAGCCACGGUGGUUCUGAAUCUGAACCCUCACAACAGCACUGACUCUUCAAUGUUCUUCCAGAGCCAAGUGCACACUGCCAGAUCCACAGCUGGUCUUAGGAGCACUGAUAGAUGUGGCCAAACACCUAGGCAACCUGAAGUUCAGAGUCUGGGAGAAGAUGCAGGAAAUUGUUCAGUACAGUGAGUAUUGUGUUAUGAUUAUACAAAGAAUCAUGAAGAAAAUGGCUUAUUAUAUAUUUGUACCUAAGAAACAAACAGAACUAGAUAGUAAUAAUAAUAAUAAUAAUAAUAUGCCAUUUAGCAGACGCUUUUAUCCAAAGCGACUUACAGUCAUGCGUGCAUACAUUUUUUGUGUAUGGGUGGUCCCGGGGAUCGAACCCACUACCUUGGCGUUACAAGCGCCGUGCUCUACCAGCUGAGCUACAGAGGACCAUGGAUAUGCACAUUUAUAAUUGUAUUGAAAAUUAUGCAAUGUAUUAUAUUGAUCAUAGUAUAAAAGUAGUGUUGUUAAAAAAAAUAAACAUCAUAUGAAAUGUCCUUGUUUUAGUCAUACUAUAUGUUUCCUGUUCUAUCUCUUUAGGUCCUGUCAUUCUGGACCACAACACUGGUCACCCAGGUCUCCUCCUCUCUGAUGAUCUGACCAGUGUGAGACACAUUGGAGAGACACAGCAGUUUCCUGACAACCCAGAGAGGUUUGAUAAAUCUAACGUCCUGGUCUCAGAGGGCACACAGCUGGGACAUUGAGGUUGCAGAUAGUACAUUCUUUGUUGUAGUUGUGGCCCCAGAGUCUUUCUCCAGGAAAGGACAUGGUCACUGGGUUAGAAUGUGUGGAAUACAGUGGUGUGAUACUAGAUACAUACCAUAUUUUUCACCCACCCUAUUCACACUGAGGUUCAGAGUACAACUGGACAGGGACAGAGGAAACUGUCAUUCUCUGAACCUGAUAACAACACACACCUACACACAUCAACACACACUGGAGACAGACUCACUGAGAGAGUCUUUCCGUUCUACUUUAAUUGUUCUACUUUCUCACAUUCACUAA